Suillus bovinus is the source of this 989-nucleotide messenger RNA. RefSeq lists its product as uncharacterized. Lineage: Eukaryota; Fungi; Basidiomycota; Agaricomycetes; Boletales; Suillaceae. The transcript has 5 exons. The record is from RefSeq and is a predicted model, not a curated record. The coding region runs from base 15 to 587 and encodes 190 amino acids.
GCUUUUCAGUUCUUAUGUUUAUAGGUACCAUCUGGACAUUCACCUACAAAAAAUGCAUCAGGAACAUCAAUCGACCAAUCGCUGUGCACAUGGUCAUAGACAUUAUUCGUGUCGAAGAUGGAUUGGUGAAGUAUCGUAAGACUUUUCCAGGCGGCCCUGCGGCAUUCUUCGCAGACUAUACCCAAAAGACGUAUGUGGUCAAGACUACGGUGAUUCUCAUGCAAACUCUGCUUGCCGACGGGGUAGUGGUUUAUCGAUGUCACGUCGUUUGGCAAUCUAUCUGUGUUGUCAUCCUACCAUGCAUGAUGUGGUGUGCAAUUGCAGCGUGUGGGAGUUAUAUGGUGUACGACCUUUCGCUGGUCAGCGAUGCCGAAAGUGUCUUCACCAACCAGACUGGACGUUGGGUGCGAUAUUCAUUGUCUUUACUUUCGCGACAAAUUUGGUCAGUUCAGGAUUGCUGGCAUAUCGCAUCUGGACGAUCGAACGCAGUGUCUCUACAAUCCGCACUAGGAGGGGUACAAGGCCGAUCGUGCGAGUGCUUGUGGAUGCUGCCAUUUUAUACUCUGCAACCACUUUCUCCGCAAUAAUAUCUUUUGCUCUUUCGAACAAUGGCACAUAUGUCAUAGGAGACUUGGUAAUUCCGCUGUUGACACUUAUCAUAAAAAUCAUUGAGCUUCAGUCAACUAGAUUAAUCCGAUCAUAUCAAUCGCCUUCUACAUGGUGUUUAUUCGCAUUGCAAUCGACAAAAAUACUCAGAAAUUUCUCUUGACUGUUAAUGGCACAGUUGUGACAGACCCAGGAAUCCCGCUGCAUUAUCCUAUGCAGCCUUUGCAAAUUGCACACAGGGAAACUGAUGCAUCCUCCUGGUUGAAAUAGUGAUGUAUACGUUAUUGUAGUUAUUUAACGUGAUAUAAAUACAUUUCGUGCUCUCUCGGUUUCAGACGGUGACUAUCUCACUCUGGACACCAAAAGAUCUGACUGUACUUCGC